Molecule: messenger RNA, 804 nt
Organism: Paramuricea clavata
Lineage: Eukaryota; Metazoa; Cnidaria; Anthozoa; Malacalcyonacea; Plexauridae
Source: the annotation of a GenBank genome assembly
AUGCCUGCCGGACCAUUUCCAUAUCCCUUCCUUGGAAACAUUCCUCAAAUCAUGUCUGCACAUGCAGCCAGACCAUUUGAUAUACUAGCUGAGAAAUAUGGAGAUAUUUUCACUGUUACUUUUCCAAUCGGCAACGCUAUUAUCUUAAAUACAGCAUCCCUAGUACGUGAAGCAAGGCUUACCCCCGGGAGACGAGAAGAUCUUGUGGGGAAAUUGCCGGAGUCUUUGUAUCCUUUUGAUGAGAUAUUGGGUGGUGUUUUCAGCACACGUGAUUACUCACCCGAAUAUCUUUUUGAGAAGAAAGUGUUCGUAUCAGCAAUGCAUAUUUUUGACGCUGGGAUAGAGCAGGCAUCGGUCCGUGCUGGUCACGCUGUUGACGUUGUGAUGAAAGAAAUCGAAAAUGAACCAGGGAGAUCUUUUUCUCCUAAAAAUAUCCUCGAAUUCUCCAUAGUGAUACACCUUUGGCAAUGGCUUACAUCAAACGACAUAACGCUGGACGACAAAAUUGUUAAGGAAAUCAAUGAAAUCUCCUCGAUUAUCAGCAGACAAGCAUUGUUUAGUACAGUGUAUCAGUUACUGCCGAUCCUGUGUUACUUACCAUCGAAACUUACUCAAGAAAUAAAGCGAACAAAACAGAUCAGAGAGACGAUUUUCCCGAAGGAAUACCAAGCGCAGCAGGAUAGUUAUAUUCCAGGCACCAUAUACGAAAUCUCACAGAUAGUUUCAUCAGUGCUUAUGAAAAAGAAUUUGCCAAAGAGACAAGGAAAUAUAUUGGUUCGAAAGAUACUGCUAUUCCUGGUUUGA